Messenger RNA from Paraphaeosphaeria sporulosa, 1078 nucleotides. Its product is annotated as EF-hand. Gene Ontology annotation, biological process: spindle pole body duplication. Lineage: Eukaryota; Fungi; Ascomycota; Dothideomycetes; Pleosporales; Didymosphaeriaceae. The record is from RefSeq and is a predicted model, not a curated record. Gene Ontology annotation, cellular component: half bridge of spindle pole body; mitotic spindle pole body. The coding region runs from base 221 to 937 and encodes 238 amino acids. The transcript has a single exon. Gene Ontology annotation, molecular function: calcium ion binding; microtubule binding.
CUACGAAGCGACGCGUUCCAAAGUUGUCGCGUUGGCGCCCGCCGCCAUAUGCUUGACCUACCCACCAAAACAAAGAAGUCUCAACGAUAGCAGCAUAGCACAAAACUGGGACCUCGACGCUACCGGUCACUACCUCGAAGCUUUGUAACCCACGAUCGUCCGCAUCGCACUUGCGACCCAAUUCCGAUCCCAGCCUCUUGCACAACGAGCAUACACCCACAUGGCAACGUCCUCCAACAACCAACCGCGCUUCGGCCACGGCGGCGGCAUAAACGCCCGUGCUGCGCCUCUGCCUACACAUCAACAGCCCUACACGACUCCCGGCUUCGGACCUUCAUCCAAGAAUGCGCAGACUCGCGAAGCCGAGCGGCUGGAUGCCCAACGACGCGCCCGUGAACAAAAAGCAGCCGCCGAAACCGACGCACAAACUGCUCUGGAGUCCCUCUCUGAAGAACAGCGUGAAGAGAUUCAAGAAGCAUUCAACCUGUUUGACUUGGACAAAGAUGGUUACAUCGAUUACCACGAACUGAAGGUAGCAAUGAAGGCGCUGGGUUUCGACGAGCCGAAACAAGAGAUCUUAGGCAUACUCCAGACAAACGGAGUACAAGCAGCAGGGCAAGCAAGCGGGAGCAAGCAGAAGCAGCCGGUGGGCAACUACCAGAGUCCGCCGAGGUGGUUGCUGCCGUUCCAGUCAUUCCAAGUGAUCAUGGCACAGCGCAUUGUUUCGAGGAACCCACAGGAUGAAAUUAACAGAGCAUUUGACCUAUUCGAUGGGGACGGCAAGGGAAACAUAACGCUGCAAGACCUAGAGAGGGUUGCAAAGGAGCUGGGAGAGGGUCUGCAACACGAAGAGCUGCAAGCAAUGAUUGAUGAAUUCGAUAUGAAUGGGGAUGGUGCAAUCAGUCGAGAGGAGUUCAUCAACAUUUGUCUUGGCUAAAUGGGCGGCGGGCCGCGAUGCGUUGAGCUGUUUCUUUACUGUUAUUCAACAGCAUAUUGAAUGGGGGGACUGGGCGUUAUGCGGCGCGAGGGUGGACCAGCAAAAGUGAGGGCACACUGUUUCCUGUUCUUGAGAUACCAA